AUUGGUUAAUCAGUUAUCUAACAGUUCGACAACUGGUCGCCAUCGUGGCUCACAGGUCACUGUUAUAGAGUAACGAGUUAUAUUUUAAAGAAUUAUAGUUACCAUAACAUUCUCGCGUGAAUCGUCGUCAGAAGUAAUAGUAUAGAGCAACUUGAAGUUCAAGUGUUCAACAUAAAAAGUUGACCAAUUUUUUUAUUUUGGUGUUUCUUCAAAGUAACGAUUUAAUGGUAACGCUAUCCACGUGGUGUUCCAAGGCUAUGGCCUUCAGGGCCGUAAUACUAGGUGCCCCUGCUUCUGGUAAAGGAACUAUGUCAACUCGAAUUGUCAAACAUUUUAAGAUGACUCACAUAUCGAGCGGUGAUAAAUUACGACUUCAUAUGAAUAGUAACACCGAAUUGGGCAAAGCAGUUUCGAGUUACGUGUUAUCCGGUAAAUUCGUUCCUGACGAUGUAAUGAUAUCAAUGAUAAACAAAGAAAUCGAUUCGGUUGGUGACCAGAAUUGGUUGCUAGACGGAUUUCCAAGAACCUUAACGCAAGCGGAGAAACUGCAAAAAAUACAUCCAGUGAAUCUAGUCCUCUACCUUGAUGUUCCCAUCAAGGUGAUAUUAGACCGCGUGAAAAACAGGUGGAUUCAUUUGCCUAGUGGAAGAGUAUAUAACAUCGGGUUCAACAGUCCUAAAGUACCGGGUAAAGAUGACGUGACCGGUGAACCCUUAAGUAAAAGGGACGAUGAUAAGAUUGAAAUUGUACAAGAAAGGCUGAAGAGAUAUUCAGAUGCAACUGAGCCUAUUUUAAAAUUUUAUGGUAAUUUAGGACUAUUGAAUACUUUUCGAGGUAACACUACUGAUGAGUUAUGGCCACUUGUAAAACAAUCCCUUACAAAAUACUUAUCAUAGUCUUAAUUUGCUAGAACAUAUUAGUAUUUUAACAGAACAAAUAACGAAUUAGUGCAAAUCGUUUAAAUUAAUAGUGAACAUAUGCUUCCAUGUGUGCUGUAAGGUAUUAAUUUACAUACGCACAAAUAUUAAUGGAUUGAUUAAUGAAUACAAAUUGUGGAAAAAAUCUAUGAUAUAUUUUUCUGUAACUUACAUAUACUAUAUAUAUAUAUUUAACAAUUGACGUAGAUCAUUUAAAUAUUUUGCAUGAUCAUAGUACAAAAUUUGUGAAUUUUUACUUGUUUUAUACAUAUUCAAUUUGAUCUUUAUAUUUAUAUAUUUUCUUUACAUCGACACGUUAAAUUUGCUAAAAGUAUUUACGACAACAAUGUCAAAUAUUUUAAUAAAAGUCACGAAUGAAACAAGUAAUUGUAAAUAUAAUGGUUUAUAUUUAAGUCCACUUACCAUGCUUUAUAAAUAUCAAUUGUAAAACAUUAUUGAUAUUGUAAUAUAAAGGAAUCAAAGAAGCUAAAGACUUAUUCUAAAUUGGUAGAAUUUAUUGAGGCUCGUAUGAUGCAAGUGUAUUAAGGUAUGAUAUAUAUUAUGUUUAUAUUGUAAUUUUAAGAUGUAUUAACGAAACAGGAAAUAAACUUUGAAACAUGA
Messenger RNA from Bombus huntii, 1538 nucleotides. It is a transcript of the gene Ak3, whose product is annotated as GTP:AMP phosphotransferase AK3, mitochondrial. Bases 225 to 896 code for a protein of 223 amino acids. NCBI's taxonomy places the organism in Eukaryota, Metazoa, Arthropoda, Insecta, Hymenoptera, Apidae. Gene Ontology annotation, biological process: nucleobase-containing compound metabolic process. Gene Ontology annotation, molecular function: AMP kinase activity; ATP binding. The record is from RefSeq and is a predicted model, not a curated record. The transcript has 4 exons. Gene Ontology annotation, cellular component: mitochondrion; cytoplasm.